CUCCAUCGUACACGGCGGCCCCUACACCUAUGGAAUACCACCAGCACCGACAAGGAGGCGGUAAACUCUACGCACAAACGCCUUCUUCGGGGGACCAUGCCUCGAUUGUGUCUUCAAUCGCUCCGUUCGAUACUGUGUGUUCGGGUGGCAGCAGCAGCACCACCAGCAGCAACGCCAGGAGAAUCCUAGACGAGUCCGAGGUGCUUCGCUGCAUCAACGAAUACCGCAGGGAGCACGGAGCCCCGAUGCUGCGGUGGAGCUCGGCGUGCGCCCGCGAAGCUCAGCGGCGAGCCAGCCACGAGUCCGGGCCGAGCGCCGAGUACGGCGAGAAUCUUGCCAGGAGCACGGAUCACAGCUGGAGAGAUCCAACGAUAGCAUGUAUCGGCUCCAUCCAUCAGUGGCAGAAAGAGGAGGCCGGGUACGACUACGGAAAGCCGGGCCUAAGCUCGAACACGUCCCACUUCACCGCCAACGUGUGGAGGCUCACCACCCACGUAGGCUUCGGCGUCUUCCGCGCAACGUACAAGGGAAAAUCAACCAUGUGGGUGGUCGCUUACUUCUCACCGAGAGGGAACCAGGCUGGCGACUUCGCCCGCAACGUCCUCCGUCGGGGCUCGGUCUACCACGGAGACGACAAUAUGGUCCGUCGCGCGGUGGACACAGUUUCUCCCAGCGGCCGACACCCCAGAAAGGCACCCGCCGACCGACACGCCAGAGAGGCACCCGGCACCUACGUGCGCGUGGAGACGGCCAACGCGGAUGUGAAGGUGCUCCGGUCGGCCAACGGAAAGUUCACUUUCCAGGUGCUGCCUGACCGGAACAUCAUCGUCCGGCAGGCGGAGAGAAUCAUCUGGAGCAGCGGCUCGAGAUCAGCAGGGAAGCCACCGGUCGGCGCCCCCUUCAGGCUCGUGCUUCAGAAGAACGGAGACCUGGUCGGGUACGACUCGGCGGCGAGAGUGUUCUGGUCCUCGGAAACAGCCAACUGCGGCCCGGCGCCGUACACGCUGACCAUGCAGGAUGACGGCCAGUGCGUGCUGUUCGACGGCCGCUGGAAGGCGAGGUGGGCGAGCGACUCGCGCCCCAUCACCAUGAAGUGAACAAAACGUCCGUUCUUGGCGGUGUAGAUAACAAUUUAUCUUGGGGGGCACGAGAGAGCGAGGUUCAUUCGUGUAGCUUUGGGGGGGGGGCGGGGGGAGCGGGUAGCUCGUUUCUAAGGGCACGGCCGCGUAUCAGCGCAUGUAUGUAACAAUAAUUUGAGAGGUUUCGAGAAGUUGAGGUCGGUUUUCAUUCGCCUAACUUCGGGGGGAGGGGUGGUAGCUCGUUUUUCUAUAUGCUGGGCCGCGUAUCCAAAUACACCAUUUUGCGGCUUUAUUUACCAGCAACGGCGAGGAGGGACACCUCACGGUUUCAUCGACCACAAAGCGAAUGCCGUCUCACCUAGAGCGCAUAGCGCCUUGAGGUAUUUGGUGAGGUUACACGCAUGCAUGCAGGGAGAGCUAGGGCGGGUACGGGAGCGG
This is a messenger RNA of Ectocarpus siliculosus, 1517 nucleotides long. NCBI's taxonomy places the organism in Eukaryota, Phaeophyceae, Ectocarpales, Ectocarpaceae. The record is from the annotation of a GenBank genome assembly.